Messenger RNA from Manduca sexta (tobacco hornworm), 1662 nucleotides. It is a transcript of the gene Pex11ab, whose product is annotated as peroxisomal membrane protein 11B. Bases 306 to 1022 code for a protein of 238 amino acids. The record is from RefSeq and is a predicted model, not a curated record. Gene Ontology annotation, cellular component: peroxisomal membrane. Gene Ontology annotation, biological process: peroxisome fission; regulation of peroxisome size. The transcript has 3 exons. NCBI's taxonomy places the organism in Eukaryota, Metazoa, Arthropoda, Insecta, Lepidoptera, Sphingidae.
GACGAUGUAAUGUCUAAUGAGUGUUGACGUAUAUUUAUUUAUUUACAUUUUUCAUUUUGACAGAACCAAAAUCUAAUGAAAACUUUAAAAGUGGGCAAAGUACAAGUCCGAUACAAUAAUCGUUAGCUUUCGAUAUUUGCGAAUUGCAUUUCGAAUCUGCCGGUUUGGAUAUUGACCGACCGGUUUUGUAGUUUUAUAAUUAAUUAAUUACUUAUUUAAUUAUCUGAAUUAUAUUCAUUAAUAAUUUAGGAUAUUUUCGAUUGUCAUCAAUUCGUUUUCAUUUUGGAUUCUGUUAAACACAAAUAAUGGAAGUUAUAAUUAAAGUUAAUAACCAGUCUAACGGAAGAGAUAAAUUAGCGAGGUUAGUGCAAUACACCAGUCGACUAGUAUGGCAUCAAUUAGAAAUAAGAAACGCUAAUAAAUAUUCAAUCGACAGGAUCAAGAACUUAGAACUAACAUUUAGUUCAUUCAGAAAAAUUUUAAGGCUGGGAAGAUGUAUAGAUAUUUGCUAUACAGCGCUAAACAGCAUGAACAUAGAAGAUCCAUUCAUAAAGUUCACCGUAACAGUUAGCAAACUGGCACACAGUUUAUACCUCUAUGCAGACCACAUUGUAUGGCUUACUAAGAGCGGAUUCCUGAAAACAGACUCAGAUAAUUGGAAUCGUACUGCCAACAAAUUCUGGUUGUUGUCAAUAAUUGCUAAUCUGGCGAGAGAUUUUUAUGAAAUUUUGCAAUUAUUACAAUUGCACAACAAAAAUUUUUUGAAGCCCUCAGAAUUAUUGAAUAGUUCAGUAAGAAAUGUAGAUUGGCAAACAAGUUUGAAACAUGUUUACUGGCUUGUUAAUUGCCAUAAAGAUGUUUUUAUAGACACACUAAAGAAUUCAUGUGACUUGUUUAUUCCGUUGACAGCUUUAGGCUUUACAAAGUUCACUCCAAGCACUAUAGGAGCUCUUGGAGUCAUGUCUUCUGCAGCUGCUUUAGUAACCAUUGCAAAGCCAAUCACGAAAUUAGUACCGGCAUAAAGGGAAAUUCAUUAAUUAUGGGUUUUAAUCUGGCUUGAAAAAGUAAUUACUAAGGGUUUCAUGGCGUAGUGCCAAAGUUAAUUUCGAAACUAUAUUGUGACAAUCUAUUCAAGCGUAUUGUGCCAUUCUAUAGUACCUUAAGGAUAUUAUGGUCAAACUUAUUACUGUUAAAUGUUGUUAAUCAGUUUAACAUCUAAUCAGUCACUUUUUUAAUAGUCACAAAUAAAAUACUGAUUAUGUUAAUUUCUUAUUAAUAACUUUCAUUGGCAUGGCCUUGUUUUAGGUGUGUAGCUGUGCAUUUAAAAAUGUUAAUCAUAGGUGCAGGGUUCAUUGAUAUUAUUAUAAUAUAAGCCAAUUAAUAUAAGUCAUAAUCAAAGUACUCAUUACUUAGAUUAGAUUUUUCAGUUCUUCAUUAAAUAAAUGUUUUUGUUGUAUAUUCUAUGAAAUAUAAAGUACAUUUAUCUGAUGAUUGAAAAAUCUGCUUUUUAAUGUAAAACAAUAUCUACUGUGUAGUAGAUCUCAGUGUGUAAUGUACAUAAUAAUUAUAUACUUUUUAUUGCAUAUGUACUGUCCAUUUUAUCAUGUAUACAUUUUAUAUGGAAGUAGCAUUUUUGGUAAAAUAUAGACAUGCUAUACAAUA